GGUGGGGCUUCGGGCGGGAGUUGCUGGCAUGGCCGGCGGGGCCCGCGAGGUGCUCACGCUGCAGUUGGGACAUUUUGCGGGUUUCGUGGGAGCGCACUGGUGGAACCAGCAGGAUGCUGCGCUGGGCCGAGCAACUGAUGGCAAGGAGUCGCCGAGAGAGCUGUGCCCAGACGUCCUAUACCGGACGGGCCGGACGCUGCACGGCCAGGAAACGUACACGCCGCGACUCAUCCUCAUGGAUCUCAAGGGCAGUCUGAACUCUCUAAAAGAGGAAGGCGGCCUCUACAAGGACAAAGAGCUAGAGGCUGCAAUAGCAUGGCAGGGGAAGCUCACCACACACAAAGAGGAAGCCUACCCCAAGAACCCUAACCUCCAGGACCUUCUAAGUGCAGAGGGAGUACUGAGUAGUGAUGGUGUCUGGAGGGCCAAAUCUAUCCAAAAUGGCAAAGGUCCCCCAUCAGUCAUCCAUGCUACAAAUCCAAAACCACUUAUCCCCACAGAGGAUAGCAUCAGAGUUUGGUCAGACUUCCUCAGAGUCCAUCUCCAUCCCCGGAGCAUCUGUGUGAUUCAGAAGUACAACCAUGAUGGGGAAACAGGUCGGCUAGAGGCUUUUGGCCAAGGGGAGAGCAUCCUGAAGGAACCCAGGUACCUGGAAGAGCUGGAGGACAGACUGCAUUUCUAUGUGGAGGAAUGUGACUACUUGCAGGGCUUCCAGAUCCUGUGUGACCUGCAUGAUGGUUUUUCUGGGGAGCCUCAGAAAAACAUCUAUCGUCUGUUAAACACAGCAUUUGGACUGGUGCACUUGACUGCUUACAGCUCUUUCACCUGUCCCUUAUCCUUGGGAGGGAACCUGGGCCUGCGACCAAAGCCACCUGUUAGCUUCCCUUAUCUACAAUAUGAUGCCACUCUGCCCUUCCACUGUAGCGCCAUCCUGGCUACAGCCCUGGACACUGUCACUGCUCCGUAUCGCCUACAUUCCUCUCCAGUUUCCAUGGCUCAUUUGGCUGAUUUGCUGAGUUUCUCUGGGAGAAAGGUGGUGACAGCAGAAGCCAUCAUCCCCUUCCCAUUGGUUCCAGGCCAGUCCCUCCCUGACAUCCUGAUGCAAGUUGGAGGUGCCACCCCAUGGACCCCAUUGUCUGCAUGCGGGGAUCCUACUGGAACACUCUGCUUUGCCCAGUCAGUGGUGCUGAGGGGUAUAGACAGUGCAUGCCACACCAGUAAGCUCACCCCAGGGACACCUUUGCCUUCUGCUCUCCAUGCAUGUGCCUCUGGGGAAGAAGUCUUGGCCCAGUAUUUACAACAGCAGCGACCUAGUGUCUUGAGCUCAUCCCAUCUGCUGCUGACUCCCUGUAGAGUGGCUCCUCCUUACCCACACCUCUUCUCAAGCUUCAGUCAGAAGGGGGUGGCUCUGGACAGUCCCCCCAAAGGCACAGCAGUGCAGAGCAUCCCAGUGUUUGGGGCCCUGCGUUCAUCUUCAUCCUUGCAUCAGACCUUGGGAGGCUUAGCUGAGGAGCUCACCAGACUUGACCUGCGGCGCUGGGCCAGCUUCAUGGAUACAGGCAUGGAGCAGGACGACAUGGAAGAGCUGCUACAAGAGCUGCACAGCCUGGCCUGCUGUUACCAGGAGGGCGACAGCCUCUCAAACUGAAGCUCGAGUCAGGGAGGAGGACUAGUUUACAAUAAAAGCUGCUGGGUGGAGGAGCCCAGUGCCUAUAGGCAGCAAAGUUCAGUGUCUUGGGACUGGCUACAUGACAUAGACAUUUGUACAUUUAAAAACACUGGGAGUAGACCAUAGAACAAUAAAUAAGUACCAUCGGACAGAAAGAAAAAUGGAGAGAAAAGAGCCAAACCCCAUUCUUCCCCUGCUAUUUACAAAGUGGGUUAGUAUGGUCUUUGUCCCUAGCUCUGCUCUCAGCUCUGCUCUCCAGCUCUGCAGGUGAUGCUCAGAGUCUCCAAUAAAUGAAGUCUAACCACCCUAUCCUCUAGUACAGGGUGGCUCUUGUUGGUCCUGGCAGGUGACACCCAC
Molecule: messenger RNA, 2026 nt
Organism: Nannospalax galili (Upper Galilee mountains blind mole rat)
Lineage: Eukaryota; Metazoa; Chordata; Mammalia; Rodentia; Spalacidae
Gene: Msto1
Product: misato mitochondrial distribution and morphology regulator 1
Exons: 14
Coding region: 29-1648 (539 amino acids)
Biological process (GO): mitochondrion distribution
Cellular component (GO): cytoplasm
Source: RefSeq, a predicted model, not a curated record